Messenger RNA from Puccinia triticina, 366 nucleotides. RefSeq lists its product as uncharacterized. Lineage: Eukaryota; Fungi; Basidiomycota; Pucciniomycetes; Pucciniales; Pucciniaceae. The transcript is spliced from 3 exons. Bases 1 to 366 code for a protein of 121 amino acids. The record is from RefSeq and is a predicted model, not a curated record.
AUGUCCACAUUGCAGGUCCUUAUGGGUCGGGCAGGCGCCCGGCCCAGCGGCGCUCCCACCAGCCCCGAUAGAGCCGAGCCCACAACCAAGGCCGAACAAAUCCGCCGGUUCGAUUACCACGGCAAUGAGAGGGAAUUUAUGGGCAGCGCGGCCCGGGAGGCCAUGUUGCUCCUGGACAUCGAAGCCUACACAAGGGACAACCGCAGAGCGAUCAGUUCCGUCUGGUCAUGGGCCCGCCUCGUCUGCCAAAAGGACGAGGCCCUGUUUGGCUCCAGCCAUAUUCUGGCAGACGUUAACCGGGCCGAUUGUGUCUGCCCGACCGCCGAGGAAGUCGCCGCCCUCGCUGCGGACAUGGCGGAUGCUUGA